GAGAGAGAGAGAGAGAGAGAGAGAGAGAGAGAGAUAGGACUUCCUCCCCGAUUCGCAAAGUGAAGUCACUUCCCAAAAUUAGCUGAAAAAAAGUUUCAUCCGGUUAACUGUCUCUUUUUCGCUCCGCUACAACAACAAACGUGCACAGGGGAGCGAGGGCAGGGCGCUCGUGGGGGGCACGCAGGGAGGGCCCAGGGCGCCAGGGAGGCCGCGCCGGGCUAAUCCGAAGGGGCUGCGAGGUCAGGCUGUAACCGGGUCAAUGUGUGGAAUAUUGGGGGGCUCGGCUGCAGACUUGGCCAAAUGGACGGGACUAUUAAGGAGGCUCUGUCAGUGGUGAGCGACGACCAGUCCCUCUUCGACUCUGCCUACGGAGCGGCGGCCCAUCUCCCCAAGGCCGACAUGACCGCCUCAGGGAGCCCUGACUAUGGCCAGCCCCACAAAAUCAACCCCCUCCCACCGCAGCAAGAGUGGAUUAAUCAGCCGGUGAGGGUCAAUGUCAAGCGGGAGUAUGACCACAUGAAUGGAUCCAGGGAGUCUCCGGUGGACUGCAGUGUUAGCAAAUGCAGCAAGCUAGUUGGUGGAAACGAGCCCAACGCCAUGAACUACAACAGCUACAUGGACGAGAAGAACGGCCCCCCUCCUCCGAACAUGACCACCAACGAGAGGAGAGUCAUCGUCCCCGCAGACCCCACGCUGUGGACUCAGGAGCACGUACGGCAGUGGCUGGAGUGGGCGAUAAAGGAGUAUGGCUUGAUGGAGAUCGACACGUCCUUUUUCCAAAACAUGGAUGGCAAGGAACUGUGUAAAAUGAGCAAGGAGGACUUCCUCCGAGCCACCUCCCUCUACAACACCGAAGUGCUGCUGUCACAUCUCAGUUAUCUCAGGGAAA
This is a messenger RNA of Leptonychotes weddellii (Weddell seal), 889 nucleotides long. NCBI's taxonomy places the organism in Eukaryota, Metazoa, Chordata, Mammalia, Carnivora, Phocidae. The record is from RefSeq and is a predicted model, not a curated record.